AUGGAACAUUCGACCUUAAGACUCCCUUCUGUAGAAGAAUUGAAACCAUUUCCAUUGCCUAAGCAAUUAUCAACACUUCCGGAGCAUGUUCUUAGAGAGUUCAGUCAGCUGUAUGAACUUGUGAAUGGAUAUGUUCAAAGUUUGCCCCAGUUUAAAGGGUACCAGGAGGUUGUUGUACAGGAACUAAAUCAACAAAUACAUAAAAUAAAUGUAUGCUGUGAACUCUUGAAUGAGUACUCUGAAGUUGCUGAGCGAAUCAAAAACCAAACACAAUCGCUAAACUCAAGUUAUGGAGAGUGGACAAACUUGGAAACAAUCCAAUACCAGUUGCUCUCAGCUAAUUUUAAUCAAGAGUCAUUAAAAAAAAAAUUCGAGAAACAUUUGAAUGAAACUAAUCAACAACUGUAUGAUGAGAUCAAGAAAUUCAAGAAUUCAAGUCAGAGUGAAUCCGACUUCGCAGACUUUGUGGAAAAUUUCAGGAAACAGAGAAAGACGUAUCAUAGUAAAAAGGAGAAGAUGAAUAGAUGGAACGAAGAAAGGGUGACAGGGUUUGUAUAA
Molecule: messenger RNA, 558 nt
Organism: Dujonia railenensis
Lineage: Eukaryota; Fungi; Ascomycota; Pichiomycetes; Serinales; Debaryomycetaceae
Source: the annotation of a GenBank genome assembly